CUGAGAGAGGAGAGAGACAUAUACUCUCUCUUCCAUACACUCAUGCCCCUUUGUCUUUCCCUUUGCCGUUAAGUCUUCCUUUCUUCUGCUUCACCUAACCUCCAAAUCUUCUUUACCCCUUUGGAACAAUGGCAGCAACCUCAGCUCCCUCAGACUAUUCCCAGCAACCCCAUUUCAAAAUGCCAAAACAAGCCUCAACAGUUAAGCAGCAGCAUUCAAGUAAGUCCUCUUGUUCUAACAUUUUCUUGAAAUCUCUUAUAGUCAUGCUUAUUCUGGUUGUUAUCCCACUCUUUCCUUCCCAAGCUCCUGACUUUAUAACCCAAAGUAUAGUAACUCAGUUCUGGGAGCUUUUUCACCUUUUGUUCAUUGGCAUUGCUGUGUGUUAUGGCUUGUUUUGUAAAAGAAGUAGUACCAAGACUUAUGCUGAAACACAUUCAAGAUUUGAGAGUUCAGAUGCAUAUGCUACUUCUGGGAUUUCAAAUGUAGCCUCAAUCUUUGAUAAUGGGCUUGAAAAUUUUUGUGGGUCUGAUGAGAAAAGAGUGAUCCCAAGUUGGGAUUCUCAGUUCUUGCAUUAUCAAAAUAGGGGCCAAGAAAGAUUUGAGCUUGUUGAGGGUGAAAAGGUUAGAUCUUUUUUAGGUGAAAAUGGGGCUCAAAAUUCUUGUGGCUCUGAUGUCCCAAAUUGGGAGUCUCCAUUCUUGAAUUAUGAGUAUAGGGGUCAAGAAAGGUCUAAUCUUGAUGAUGGUGAGAAAAGUAGAUGCUUUUCAGAUGUAGAUGGGGUUGAAAACACGGAUGGGUUGAGUGAGAGGGAAGUAGCUCAAGUUUGGAAUUCUCAGUACGUUGUUGGUGAAUCCAUGGUGGUUGUUGCCAAUGGAAACUAUGGGGUUGAAAAUGUUGACCACAUUGACCAUAAACCUUUAGGCUUGCCUGUUAGGAGCCUGAGAAACAGACUUGUUAAUGCUGAAAACCCGGAAUUUAUUCAAGAAAAUACUGCUAAUUCAGGGGGUUCGUCUGGUAGUAUUGGUUAUGAAGUUAGAGGGGAAAAGAUAAGAGGAAUGUCUCGUAUCAAUUUGGGGAGGAAGUUUGAGGAGGUUUCUGGACCUCGCCAAAUUUCAUGGCGAUUGAGGUCUCAGAAGAGAGAAAUAGGAGGGGUGAAUACAGUUAGACCGCCUUCACAUACUAGGCCUCACUCGGUUGGACAAUUGGAGUUUGGGCAUCUCAAGUCUAGGUCGUUCAGUAGAGCAGUAUCCUCUCGGACUAGUCCUACUUCUUCACCAAGUAUUACCUCGCCUUCAUCCUCUUAUUCUUCAGAAAAUGGAAGUGUCAAAAUGGAAAUGCCACACUCUGACCCACAUUAUGCAUUUGAGAGUAUAUCCAGCUCGGCUUCAGAACAGACAGGAACCUCCAUUGGAGAAGCAGCAGUUUUAACUUCAAAGGUCAACGAACCUAGCAAUCAGUCAUUUCCAGAAAUGAAUGUGCAGCUGAGAGAUGACUAUGAAGAGGAUGCAACAAAGAUGAAAAUGAAUCCUUCUAGUGUAGAAGCAUGUCAUGUUCAAAGUCAUCCACAUUGUGAGCCCAAAUGUGCUGGAGAAACUGAGUUAGGGCAUCUAGAGCCAUGGUCAUUCUGGAAUCGGAUACGCUCUCAAAUUGUUUCCAAUUCUUCUUCUCCUAGAGCAAUUUCACCAAUGUCCGCUGCCUCUCCAGAAAUGCCAAGCUCCAGAAAGGAAGACCUUGAGAAACUGAAGAAUGUCAAGCCUCCAUCUGUCCAAGUUAGUCAACCAACAGCGAGAUCAGCGAAUGAUACAGCUGCAUUCGUUGCUUCAAGGACUCGACGAUCUACUGUUGGUUCUUCUUCAGAGUUUGAUACUCAUUGUACAUCUAAAGAUAAAUUAAAGAAUGUUGGAUCUGUGAAUGAUGAAGCAACAUACCAUACCUCAAAAUCUCGAGCAUUUAGCAUUGGUUCUUCUUCAGAAAUAACUGUGCAUGAAAAUUCAAAAUUGAAGCAUGCCAGCAAGGAUCUUAAAGAGGAUUCUUCAUACAUGCAAAAAGAAAGUGUCAAUUCCUUGGUUUCAGAUGUGAAACAACCGAUACCUGCGAAAAUUUUGUCAAGGGGAAAAUCAGUCAGAACAUUUAGAUCCCGCAGAAGUUAUAUUGGUAGAUCAAAAAGAAAGGAAGGUAGUCCAAAAGAAAGUGGAGACAUAAAUGAGGUCAAUUGUGAUGAAUUUGACUCAGUAUCAUCCAUGAAGUUCACCAACAGCGAAGGGCAUGCAAAUCCACUAGUCAAUUCCCGAGAAGACAUUCUUACAACAGUGGGCCAAUUCCAAGCUCAGCAUUCUCUGAAAGUGAGCGUGAAGCAAAGCAACUUUUUGUUAAUACGGACAUUGUGGAAUCUAAGGAGAACUCAGAAUGCAAAGGGAACCCCGAGAAUGUGUUACCCAAUUCUCAUAUGAGUUCUGAUGAAGAAGCUGACUUUAACCUUGUGGAUGAUAUGGAUCUAGGAAGUGAGGUUGAUAGAAAAGCCGGUGAAUUCAUUGCCAAGUUCAGAGAACAGAUUAGGCUUCAGAAAAUUGAAUCAUUUCGACGGACCAGUGGUUAGUAGUUAACAAUUUAUCAUGAGAUGUUACCAUAACCAAGGGAUGGUGGGAUGGAUGAGACCAUUUACGCUUAAACAGAGAUAUUGAAUUUGAGCUUUGAGAAAGGAGGAAUUCAUGGCAAGGAGCACUUCGCCCUUAAAUGGAUCCUAUGCGGCGUGAAUCUAGAUUAGUCGGGUUAAGUGGUUUCGACAGCAAGGUUGAACAAAGAUCAAAUCAAAUUCUUGGUGUUCUGGCAAGUCCUGUUAUGUCAACAACUUUAUUUUUAUUUCACUAGAAAGUUUGCGUACAUGCAAAUUACAGUGAUUUCCAUUAAAAAUAUAAUUAGUCAUAUGCUACUUGUUGGCUUUUAGCUUCA
Nicotiana tabacum (common tobacco) is the source of this 2946-nucleotide messenger RNA. RefSeq lists its product as uncharacterized. The record is from RefSeq and is a predicted model, not a curated record. NCBI's taxonomy places the organism in Eukaryota, Viridiplantae, Streptophyta, Magnoliopsida, Solanales, Solanaceae.